AUGACCAAACACCCUGGGAAGAGGAUUAGGAUCUAUGAGAUUGCUGGCCUUUUUGGUCAAGCCUACAGCCAGGCUGCCAGUGUGGGAAAGGGGGUGGAAGGAUUCAGGACCUGUGGCCAUAGGCCAUGUAACAGGGACAUUUUUGGAGAAGAGGACUUCAGGGCAGCGGAGGUCACCGAGGAGCCGGAACCUGCUCCACAGCCUAUUACAAACACCUCCAAGGCUGUACCAACUCCCCCUGGGGCGUCUUACCCCAGUAGGGGGGGGCAUCUUACCCAGGCCCUGGGGAGCCAUCCAAAAACAUUUGGCGACAUUGGCAAGCACGGUGAUACUGCUGGAGACAGGUGUCACUCUCUUCUGCAACAAGUAAGAACAAGAGUGGAGUACAAAAAUAGGAGUGCUAAUACUCUUGCUUGAUGCCACAGAGAAGGAAGACCGCGCACGGGAAUGGCAGGAGAGGCCAGACUGGCAAGAGGUCCUGUUGACCAAUACGGGUGUGUGAGGUGGGGCCCAGCAGAUUUGCCAGAGGGGGAGACUACUUGGGUUCUAAAAAUACAUUUGUAUGUCUGUAUAUACACAGAGGAAGGAAUGAGUGGGGCAGAGAGAGCAGAACCAAUAAUGAAAAAGACAUACGUCAUCCUGCGGAAAUACCUUAACAAAGUGCCUGCCCCAGCGAUGCCCGAGAUCAAACUGGAGUGGCUGUUUCUCUUCUCUCAGAAAUGCCUAUUCUCACACUUUGGCCUCCUGACAGACAUCGAUGUCCUUCAAAAACUGCAGGAGGCAAUUAGUCGACGAGGACAGACCAUCCUGGAUUACUGUGCAACACUGGACAACCCCAAGAUCCGCGAUGUUCUGGCCUGCUAUGAUCCAGACUCUGACAAGGCUGCCUGCGUCCUGCUGCUCCUAAUGUCGUACUUCAAAGAGCCGAAAGAGAAUUUGAUGCUUGAACCAUGUGCCACUGCUGUGGACGUUAAUACUGCAGAACUCCCCAGCACCCCCUGCUUGAUCAUUCAAGGUGACAUGAUGAAGCCCUCUGGAUGGCUCAUAUCCAUCGAGGGACAUGUCGUAAUGGGCCCACACCCUUUGUUUUUACACGGAGUAGCUGCUUUCUUCAGCAGCGAGUAUGUCUUCACCCUUGAGUAUCCUGCCACUGGAUCGUCGCCGCUGGAGUUCAUUCAAAGCCAACUGACCGUCAGCCAAUCAGCUGACAGCGACGCUGAAGCCCAACAGACUCAGCCAAGUCUGACCACACCAAGGUUAUACAGGUAA
This is a messenger RNA of Myripristis murdjan (pinecone soldierfish), 1269 nucleotides long. RefSeq lists its product as uncharacterized. NCBI's taxonomy places the organism in Eukaryota, Metazoa, Chordata, Actinopteri, Holocentriformes, Holocentridae. The record is from RefSeq and is a predicted model, not a curated record.